CUGAAGGCAACAGCUUUAUUUUUGGAGUGUCUGCAGGCACCACUGCCUGCUCCCCAAGGUUCCAGUUGACUUCAGGCUGAGGCGGCCCUGUGGCACUUUGAGCCGGGAUUAACAAGCAAAGAACAGUUUUUUGUCUCCGUCAGCUGAAGCAAAUCAAACAAAGCACAACUAACACAACUGUACAAAAAGGAGCUUGCAAUGCUAAUGGAGGUUUGUUACAUUCACGGGUUGCAGCCUGACAUUUUGGAGCAGUAUCCACCCCCUUUAUUGCCAAAACCUGGCAAAGAUAAUGCGAGGCUUCAGAAGCUUAAAAAGAAGAGAGCCAAGAAAAAGGGCAGCCUUUCUCAGACGCCUAUUCCCUUCCGUUCCUGUUUGUCGCCUGUCAAUGAAGCAAGCACAGACCUAGAACACAGUGACAUGUGCAGCCCACCAAGGACACCGGAUUCCAUCUAUAUUGCUGACUCCUGUGUCUCAGGUUUACCCCUUGGCUCUGUCUACGAUCACUCGGUCCCUGGAUUUUCUCAUCCUCAAAGCAGUCCCAAAGGACAAACUAGGAGCUUAAACCCUCCGUCAAACCCACUUGGAAUGAAAAACUCUCAACCUCAAGUUGCACCUUUGUAUGAAUGCUCUUCCUUCCUGUUUGAUGAUGCCUCCACAUUCAUAGUUCCACCUUUGACAAAUUCAGCACUAAAUGAGCAAAUUUCUGCACCAAGUCUUCCUCCUGCUUUCAGAGUGACAUCAAAUUCCCAUGGGUCAGUCACAACAGUCUCUCCAGUUGCUAUGUCACAGUGCAGCCCAAAAAUAUCAACCCACAGCCUGACCCUUUCCAAUGCCACAAACUGCGCCCCAGACCUAGCACAUUCUCAUAUUGCAGCUCUAUCUCCUGUUCCAGUGCCCCUAUCACUUUCAAACACUCAUACACAACCAUUUAUCCCAAGCCAGAGGGAGACACACACUAAUGUAAAGGAUGACUUUCAGAGACAGGAAUCGACCAGAACUAAUGCACGCAGCAUCGCUGCCAACGGUGCUCUUCGACAGAUAUCUUCUGAAGUAACUGCCUCAAAAAUAUCCCUUGUGGAUACAGUGAAAGAGCCAAUGAUUGAAGCCAUGCAAGCUAAGACGUAUACAUCUAAGGCAACAGUUUAUGAGAUCUCCAAACCUUCCUCCAUCCAGGAACUUACAGUUAUGAAACCAACCAAUCAAGGAGCCCCAACAUCUACAGGGUUUAGUCAAAAAGCCCCUGUGCCAUCAGUAAAUGCGGAUCAGGAACUGUCGUCACCUUGGAUCCAGAGUGUGAGACCUCCUCCUUCAGCUUACACACCAGCUCCAAUAUCAACUCCUAUUUUUGAACUAUUAAAGCCCAACCCACUCAUAUCCACUGUGAACCCUGCUUUCAGUUCCUUCCAAGAUUUGCAAGCAGCGGUUAUUCAGAAAGAAGGGCUUAAAGACAAUUCAACAGUUUCUUACCAGCAUUUAGGCCUCAGUCUCAGUAAAAGCUCCAUCUCCAAACAGAGGAACAUCACCGUCAUCUCAGCGAAAAAAUGGAUUCAAAGGCAAGGAUAUUCUGAAAGCAAUAAGCACACCAAAGGAAACUCCAGCAGUCGAAUCCUCCAUGAAGUCAAUGAUAUCAACUGCAUCUUCAGUUACUAAAAAACAGUUGGAACCUGAAGGAACAUCAAUCUCAACCACUGAACAAAAAACAGCCCAGAAAUCAAAAGGUCUUAAGGGCAAGCUUAGUGGAUGGACACGGCUGAAAAAGCACAUGGUCAUCGAGCCUGAGGAACCCAAAUUU
This is a messenger RNA of Cyprinodon tularosa, 1792 nucleotides long. RefSeq lists its product as uncharacterized. The record is from RefSeq and is a predicted model, not a curated record. The transcript is spliced from 4 exons. Lineage: Eukaryota; Metazoa; Chordata; Actinopteri; Cyprinodontiformes; Cyprinodontidae. The coding region runs from base 199 to 1650 and encodes 483 amino acids.